Messenger RNA from Cynocephalus volans (Philippine flying lemur), 585 nucleotides. RefSeq names its product calcyphosine (gene CAPS). Gene Ontology annotation, cellular component: vesicle. The record is from RefSeq and is a predicted model, not a curated record. The transcript is spliced from 4 exons. Lineage: Eukaryota; Metazoa; Chordata; Mammalia; Dermoptera; Cynocephalidae. Gene Ontology annotation, molecular function: calcium ion binding. Bases 16 to 585 code for a protein of 189 amino acids.
GAGCCCCGACCCAGCAUGGAUACCGUGGACGCCACUGUGGAGAAGCUCCGGGCACAGUGCCUAUCCCGAGGGGUCUCAGGCAUCCAAGGCCUGGCCAGGUUUUUCCGCCGCCUGGACCGGGAUGGGAGCCGAUCCCUGGAUGCGGGGGAGCUCCGGCGGGGCUUGGCUGAGCUGGGGCUGGCGUUGGACAAGGCUGAGGUAGAAGCCGUGUGCAGGCACUGGGACCGUGAUGGCAGUGGGACACUGGACCUGGAGGAAUUCCUGCGGGCACUGCGGCCCCCCAUGUCCCAGGCCCGCGAGGCGGUCAUUGCAGCUGCAUUCACCAAGCUGGACUGCAGCGGGGACGGUGUGGUGACUGUGGAUGACCUCCGUGGGGUGUACAGUGGCCGUGCCCACCCCAAGGUGCGCAGCGGGGAGUGGACUGAGGAGGAGGUGCUCCGCCGCUUCCUGGACAACUUUGACUCCUCUGAGAAGGAUGGGGAGGUCACACUGGCAGAAUUCCAGGACUACUACAGUGGCGUGAGUGCUUCUGUGGACACAGAUGAGGAGUUCGUGGCCAUGAUGACCAGUGCCUGGCAGCUCUGA